CACCUGUCAGUGCUUGAAGACAGAAAGAGAGAGAGACACACGCAUACGCCCUUACAAACAGUCCCUCUCUUAACUGACUUGAGCCAAGAAACUUAAACAACACACACAAGUGUGAACAGUGCAUUCAGUUUGAGUGGGAGAACUAGUGUGGAGAGUGGGAGCAGGAGUACAGCCUGGAAUAAUGUUUCCCUUCAAAUCCACGAUGCUUGAUGAAAAAUCCCAACUUCAAGACCUGAACCAUCGCCUGGAGUCUUACUUAUCCAAGGUACGACAACUGGAGCAAGAAAACCAACGCCUCAUCACGGAGAUCCAGCAUUUAAAGACCGAGAAGAGGACAGAAGAAAGGAGUCUUUAUGUGGAUGAGAUCAAUAAGAUGAGAUGGGAACUGGAGGAGCUGACGUUUGAGAAAUCAAAAGCUGAAAUGCAACGAUGCAAGCUGUGGCAGGAGAUCCAAGAGCUACAAAAGCAUCACAUCGCCGAACAAACAGAUUUUAAAAAUAUAAAUCAACAGCUGGCUGAACACGAGAAGGUUCUUCAGCAGACUGAAACAGGCAAUGCGUCUCUCGAAGCGUACAUCUUGGAGCUGCGGGCAGAAUGUCAAACCCUGAAAGAUCAGCAUGAGCAAGCAAAGAGAGAAAUGAGGGAAAAGCUGAGCAGAGCACCCCAGCUCGUGGUCACUCAGGGGUAUCACACAGCCCCACUGACCGAAGAGAAUUUUGAACAACAUGCCCUCACCUUAUCAGCAAUGUGGGAGGAAGGCUUUGAGAUCUACAAAAACAAGAUCGAAGAACUGGAAACUGCUGUUCAGCAGGACAAAGCGAAAGGUGAAGAAUUGAACAGGGAAAGAGUGCUUUUGAUUAUGGAAAUAGAAGCGCUGAAAAAAGAACUUGAAGAUCAAUUUAAACUCCAGAACAAACUAGAAGAAGAUUUUUUAACAUUUCAACAGAAGCAUGAGAUGGAUGUGGAGGAAUACCAGAGAGCCAUUGAUUUACUGGAGGAUGAAAAGCAAGAUCUUAUAUCAACGAUUACACUUAACCUCAAAGAGCAACAACAGCUGAUACAGGUGAAGAUGGGACUGAGUCUUGAGCUUGCCACCUACAGGGCCUUGCUAGAAGGAGAACACGUUAAGCAUCAAGGGAUACAGCAGCAUCUGCAAAAACUGAGACAAGCAGGGACAGAUACAAGAUCACAUAUGUCCAGUGUUGUUCUACGACCAACUCUUGGUACGCGAGAUCGCAAAAAGUGGACACCAACUAGCAUUAAAAUUCCUUCAAGCUUCCGGAAAGAUACUGUGAUUAACAAAAAGGGGAUAAUACCACAACCUCGUUCAUAUAGAAUACCAGCAAGAAAGACUAUUAAGAGUUCUCUGUCAGACGAUGAUCUGCUUUAUGAUGACACGUCUUCACCAAUUCAAAAUGUUGCAUCUUCAACAAGGUCAAUAAAUGCCUACAGGGACAAGACUAAGUUUACACCCAAAACUCAUGACCCACAAAUUACAACUAAAGAAGCUGUUGUUCAGCACAAAGUAUUUCCAGAAGAGAUUGACAGGAAGAGUAAAGUGCCCUUAUCCAAGGCAGUGCAUGUUACAGAUACGGCCACACAUACAUCCAAAGUAAUAGUCGGGGAGUCAGAUUCUUAUGAUAAAAGGGAUGUUUCAUGUAAUGAAGAGACGAAAAUUAAGUCUCCGGGUUUAAAUGAAUCACCUCAAUCUGUUAGUGAGGUGCAAAAUUGGGAUUUUAACAGGAGGCCUGCUGAAACAAUCAAUGAGGAGCAGCAUGAGACUGAGGCAACAAAGGAAGUGAUAGCAGUCAAAAGUAUGCCAAAAGAUUUGGACAUCAAAGUAGACAUCAGUAAUAUGCGGCCACCUAUUACCCCGGAUGGAUACACCCAUACUAUAGACCAAGAGGCAAGUGCAGAAUUUACAAAGUAUUUCCAAGUGGAUAAUACGAUAGAAGAAAACAAGAAGGAACCUAUGCUGGAAACUGAAGAGAUCGGGAUGAAAAUUAAUGCAGGGAAGUCAGAGGAUAAUCAAGGAAUUGCUAUCUGUAAAGAUAAUGAACCUUUGGCAAAUAAUAUUAACACUGGGGAUUUCCUUCAAACAGACAUAAAAUCCAUUGACUUGGCAAAACUGAAUGUUUCACCAGAAUCUGAUAUCACUUAUCAUAUCGAGGAGAAAGAGGUGUUGGAUGAUGGCAAAACCAAAAGAGAAAUUAUCAUUCAGUCAAGAAGAGAAGAAAUUGUUGAAAUGGGAGAUGAGUCAACUCUGAAAGAAAUGUUGAAUGUGGAUGCCAAAAGUCCAGAGCUUCAAGUGAAAGGGGCUUUGGAACAUUUAACAGGGUCUAAGACUGAGAACGUUAUGGAUGGACUUCUCAGCCUAGGACUUAAAGGAAGACAAGCUCCAGGGAAAGUAUCUGUAAGUGUUGAGAUGGGCGAGCAAACCUUGGAACGUUUUGAGGAAACUGAUGAUUUUCCUACAACCGCAGACACAUUUCCACUGACUUUAGGAGCAGAGGAUAUUGAUUAUGAAGGCAAGGACGGCAGAUGUGAAGAAGUCUUAAAUAUUACAAUGACUGCUGCAGAUUUUAGGAAAACAAUGUUAUCAAAUACUGAACCACUAUUGCAAAGCUCACCUGGUAUUUUGUCUUCAAAUGAAAAAGCACAUGAAAUGACUAAGGAAAAAGCAGAAUUGUUUGGAACCAACAUAACAGAAAUGGGGUUGCAUUAUCCUCAAAGUAAUGAAGACUCAGAAAAUGUUAAACAAAUUACAGUCACACAGCAAGAUACCUUAUCAAAAGAACUGUCUUCACCAUGCCUGAUAGAGGAAUCGAUUAGAGUUCCUCAAGGUGUUCAGACAUCCAUUGUCGAGCUAUUGACUGAGGAAACAGAGGAUCCUAAACUUAAGCUGAAAGGAGCUUUGCAGCAGUUGAAAGAAGUUGUACCAGAAAGUCUGAGGGAUGAGCUUUCAGUACUCACUAGAGAUUCCCAAGACCAAUCUGACAACAUAUCAGUUAAUAUUAAACAUGUCCAACAAUCUUCUCAGAGUGGUGUUGUCACUAUAGAGGCAGAGGUGAAUGUUUCACAAAGCCUUGACCCAGAGGAUUUCUAUUCAAUGGACACUGGAGAUGAAGAAAACACAGACAACUUAGAGUCAAGACUAAAUAAUCUCAAUACCCAAGAGAAAAUACAGGAACUACUGAGUGCAGGAGGUCUUAAAGCAGUUGAUACUUUGCACGACGAUGAUGGAAUCAAAAUAAAGGUCAGAAGUAUUAAUGAGGAACCUGUGCCUUUGCCAGAAGCCAAGACAAGAGAUGGGACAGAUGCUGGUGAAUAUACAAGUUCUCAAUAUCACAGAGGUGGUCUAACUGUUCAUGAAGUGUCUCAGUCAAGUGAAAUUGAAGAUGAUUUAUCUGAUCAAAGUACAUUCUUCCAGAAGAGAACAGGUCAGAUGGACAGAGAAGAGUUCUUUCAUGGAGUCUUGGAUCCAGAAAAUUCAUCAGAAACCUUUCAAAUGAAUAUAAAUCCAGUUACAUCAAUACAGACAAGUGGAGGUGACAGCGGGAGAGGUAUGACAUUCAUAACUCAGCAGCAUGAAACGGCUGAAGGAAUAGAUGAAAGGAGACCUGAGGGUAAUGUGUAUUGGUGUGAAGAACUGGAAUCUGAGAAUAGAGGUGGCCAUGAAGUGAGUGUUACUGAUGCAGAUGAAGAAGAUCUACAAACUUAUGAUCCAGAACUUAUGCAAUACUCAGUUUCUCCAAAUGCCUUGGCAAAGCCCAGGAUUGUUGCAUCUGAAGGUAACACACAAGUGGUCUACAGUGAACAGAAAGUUGUUGUUACACACUUUGAUGAGGGUCAGUCAGAUGACUGGCCUCUGUACGAUGAUUAAACUGUAAAGAGUCUUCAAAAGAAUGGAUUAUGCCUUUGAAAUGGAACCUAGUUAAUACAGGCACAAUUAGAGAAUAGCUGACACCGAGCAGAGAUUAUGCAGUCGCAAUGGAAUCAGAUGCUUUAAUGCUUUGAUAAAACAAUGCUUGAAACUUACCUGCUGCAUAACCCCACGUGUGUGCUUUAAAAGAAAUACACUUGUGACAUAUCCAGUUACCUGAGACCUCGUAAUAUCACAGAAAUCAUUAUCAAAUGAAACAUUAUGAUUUAAAACAAUCAUGCAUAAACAAAAUUGCUUCUGUUGACUAAUUUUAUAGAAGGGAUAGAUUGAAAGUAGUAGCAGAGGACUGUUGGCUAUGCAGUAGUUUUAUUUGAGGUUUCUGUGUAGAGUUAUAUACAAUUAAAAGGUCUUAAAAUAUUUUUGCAUGGAUUUGGUGUGUAAUAGUUGAGUCUAGGCUACACUUAUAGAGUAUUUUCCGGUAAACAGCUCUAAGUUAAAUUGUUAUGUUCUACAGCUUACCUUAAGACUUCUUUGGGUUAUUAUGACCUCUCCAUGACACUGUUUGCACCGCUGGGUAUUUCCAGCAUUUUCUGUUUUGAAUUUCAAAUUUCCAGCAUUUGCAAUAAUUUGCUUUUGUGUUUGAGAAGAACUUUAGACUCUAUCAUGAAUGUUACAGUAAGAAACUUAUCCAGAUGUCAGCUUCGCUACUGAAACAGGAAAUUAAACAUUAAUAAUUAUAGCUAAAAUGAGAAAAAUUUGUUUGGUCAGUUUCACCAUUUUUCUGAGUUUUUAAAAGAUUUUUAUUCCUAACAAAUGGCAAUUGAAUUUCUUUGUCAUAAUUUCACAACAUGCCUCCAAUUUCCAUUAUUCAUUUUGGCAUUCAGCCUCUGAUAGUGUUAAAGUGUCAAUCAGAAGGCAGCAUUGUAGGGGAUGAUACAGUAUACAUAGUAUCAAGAGUCUGGUCAGAACUCAGGAAAUAACUUAAAAGAUAUUUUCAAAUUAUCAUCUUGUUCCUAGUUACAGAGUUCAGUUAUGCUUACAAUUAAUGAGAAAGUAAAUUGAGUACAAUCAGAAAGUGUUUAGAAUCUCAAAAGAUUCUCUGUAUUUCAUGCCUUAUUUCCUGUCAAUUUAAUGUUCAUACUGUUUUAAUUUGCGAAAGCCAAAAAACGUCUUUACUUUUUGAUCAAUGAUUCCCCCAGACAACUCCCAAAGAAAUGCAUUUGGAACAAUUGGACCUUACUGGUAAUUUAAGUUUCCUACUUUCUGUCAACUUCCUUAAGCUAGAAAUAUAACAUACAAUUGUAUCAACAGCACUCACAUAAUCCUGCAGUAGCUCACACAAUAUAUAGAAUUAUUAUAGAAAAAUUUAGUUUGAGCAUCAAUAAGAAUCCAAAUUGCUCAAUAGUGUAGUUUUUAUGUGCUUUAAUAGAAAUAGAAGGGUCAGAGUAGAUAUGUCAAGUGUUUGGAUUGAAGGCUUGUUAUGUAGAAUAAAGAAUCAAUGAUGGGAUGUGUUACAAGAUUACAUGAACCACAUUUAUAAUUGUGAAGAAAGAACAAACAUGCAUUUAUUCAGCACAUUAUAUGAUUUUCAGGAUGUUCCCAAGCAUUGUACAGCCAAUAAAGUGCUUUUGAAGAGUUGUAGGAGAUGUGGCAACCAAUGUGUGUACCAUCAGUAAUGGGAUAAGACCAGCCAAUAUGCUUUGAGGGUCAUAUUAUUUGAGGGAUAAAAAUUGGUCAGGAGAAUGUGGAGAAUUUCCCUGCUCUCUAUCAAAUAGUAUCAUGGAAUUUUUGUUUUACUUUUACUGACAGAGCAUACUAUGCCUUGGUUCUGUGUCACAUCUGAAAGAUUGCAUCUCUGACAAUGUAGCACAUCCUCAAUAUUGUACUGGGAGUGUCAGCCUAAAUUUUGUGCUCCGCUACCUGCAACGGGAUUUAAACUCUCACCUUCCGACUCAAACAUCAAAGUUCAUACACGGGAACAGUAUGAGAUAAUGACUGGUGCUGUAGAAACAUACACACCUAUAAAAAUUACAACUUUCAUGGAGGGAAGGACUGGGCAAACUGUUCAAGAACCUCCUAGACAACACUGGUGUCAUUGCUAAUCACACAUUUACUCAUGCUUUACUAACAACAGGAAAAAGCAGUGAUUUCUUUUCCUUCUUCAGAAUUGGUUUGUGCUGGAUAGAUAAGACUUCUGUUCCUGAUGUUAAAGUUGGUAGACUGCAAGCUGAUUAGUGUGUGGGGAAGCAAGAAACAUAGCCAUGUUGAUAUUUGAGACAGAGUGCAGAUUGCUAAGAGUUUUGAAGAUAAUAUGCUUCUGGGUCUUUUAAGACAAGGCUCAUCAUGGAGAUAAUUAAGGUUACAGAGUGGCUUAGCUAAUUUAGAACUGUGUACAUGUUAUAGCCAGUUAUUCUCUGACUAGCAACUUUGCAGUUGCUUUCUGUAUUCUUUUGUAAAAUGUUUUAAUUUAGUAGUAAAACACUUUUUAAAAUGC
Messenger RNA from Rhincodon typus (whale shark), 6377 nucleotides. Its product is annotated as synemin-like. Bases 182 to 3883 code for a protein of 1233 amino acids. Gene Ontology annotation, biological process: intermediate filament cytoskeleton organization; fast-twitch skeletal muscle fiber contraction. Gene Ontology annotation, molecular function: vinculin binding; structural constituent of cytoskeleton; intermediate filament binding. The record is from RefSeq and is a predicted model, not a curated record. Lineage: Eukaryota; Metazoa; Chordata; Chondrichthyes; Orectolobiformes; Rhincodontidae. Gene Ontology annotation, cellular component: costamere; sarcolemma; intermediate filament. The transcript is spliced from 4 exons.